Molecule: messenger RNA, 1953 nt
Organism: Schistocerca nitens (vagrant locust)
Lineage: Eukaryota; Metazoa; Arthropoda; Insecta; Orthoptera; Acrididae
Exons: 10
Coding region: 123-1547 (474 amino acids)
Source: RefSeq, a predicted model, not a curated record
GUUUGAUAACAAAUCGUUCUCAAUAUCCGAAUGGCAGUGUGGCAGUUGUGGAGGGCGGUAUGAUCUCAGAAGUUUGACGUAGUUGUCGUCAUGUGUUACACAGUGAAACAGUGAGGAAGACAAUGAAUGGAAAUUUUUUGCCACAUUCUGCAGGCAAGCGAAAGAAGCGUCAUGACCAUAAGCAGUGUGUUUAUCUGGAAGAAUGGCUAGAGAAGUCUAGUCAACAAGUUCAUACAGCGAGGCCACAUUACGGGGGCAGAGAUGAUGCCAGCCCUUCAGGUUACUGGCCACCACCACCAUCUUCUCGACGCCUAUUUGCUGCUCUCUCAGAUCCUGCCGUGUGUCGCUACUCUGCUGUCCCAAUGGGCUAUUCUCUGGAGCCUGUACUCUGUCAGGUUUACCAGCCACCACCUCCAUACCACCCAAUACAAGUGCAACACUGCAGCUACCCUGCCAGGUGCCAAAGAGAACGUCCACGGAAGCAGAAUAUUGCAAGUCAAGCUAAAAUGCCAGCCACAGCUUCGCCAGCCGAUCCAGGACAAGAAUUUGCCAGUCUUCCACCGGCUGCACAAUCCAUGAAUGUUCCAGAGGCAACACAACGGAGGUUCAGUGACCCUGGCCUUGGCCCUGCAGUUGCAAGCAGUGAAGAGGAGAGUGGCAGUGAAGAUGCUGGUGCUUCUGCUGUUAUUGGCCCCAGUGUUCCUGAGCAGAUUGCAUCUCUUCAUAACAUGGUGAAGACUAUGUCACGAGAGUUGCAGGAGCUACGCACAGAACUUGAAACUUUAAAGUUGCAGGCUGCAACAUGGAGGAAUGUAUCUCGAAGUUAUGAACCGGGGAUGCUUUCAGAACUGGUUCGUGAAGUGCGUGAUGCUGCUAGAAUGCGAGAAGAUGCGCUGAUGGCUAGAGUUUGUAAUAUGCUGAGUGCCUCUGACAAACUGAAAUGGAGCAACUCUACUCCACAGCUCUCUGAUCCAGUGAAUGGCCCAGCUGCACCUUCAUCAAUGUCAUCUUGUUUAGGAAUUUCACAAGGUUCAAGGGAAAUUGAGGAACUCAAGGCUCAACUAAAGGAAGCUCUUGUGGAUAAAAAACACACAGAAGAAAGACUGUUGAAGGUUGAAGCUCAAUUACAAAACUUGCGGCUGAAAGAUAAUGUUUGUGACGAAACCCAAGCUGUCCUGGAAGGGAACACUGGAAUGGGUGAUAGUGGACGUGAUAGGGUCCUUAGGCAAGAACUACAGCAACUCAAAUGUGAUAAAUUCAAAUUAACAUGUGAACUUGAAGAAGCUUUGGCUACACGUAAAACUGCAGAAGAAAACGCUGAAAAAAUGGAACGACUUGUUGAUGUUCUUCGAAAGAAGAUAAACGGUGUAGUUCAAGAAGAGAAACAGCAACAAAUCUUGCAAGAAGUGACCCUAAUGGAACAGAGUCCAAGUUCCUUGGAGAAUACCAGUGAGUCACUUGUUAGUGUUGGAAGUAGCUCAACUGGUCGUUCUUCUUCUCUACAGUCACCACAGGUGACAAUGUCAGGUCCAGUAACUGAUCUGUAGCAAGAGUGUGCCUCCUUGCCAUUCCUAAUUUGGGGAAUCGUAGUACUCCUUCAGUUUGAGUCUGGAAGAUGUUGAAAUGUGGAACUUGUUUAGCCAUACCAUGACUACAUCAAUAUUUUAUAUAAGCAUCAGACAUCUUAACAAGAAGGAUGAAGAUAUCUCAGGCUAUGUAUUACCUUUUUGUAGAAAAUCAGUGUACAUCCACCUCAAAUUUACAGGAGAGUGAAAUAAGAAAUCAGUAUUUUUGCUAAUUUGUAACAUGACAUCACAUUCUUAGAUAUUGACAUGAUUCACACAAUGUAUUAUAUUUUGAUAUAAUUUAGCGAAGACAGUGUUAUGAGCAGCAAUAAAUACUCAUAAUUUACAUCAUACAAGCCUAAAUGAAUGCUAGAAAGUUUUUUGGUAC